Parnassius apollo (apollo) is the source of this 1419-nucleotide messenger RNA. The record is from the annotation of a GenBank genome assembly. NCBI's taxonomy places the organism in Eukaryota, Metazoa, Arthropoda, Insecta, Lepidoptera, Papilionidae.
AUGAAAUCGAUACAAGGCCUCAACAUAUAUCAGUUUCCAACUAAUAAUAAUAAUAAUAAAGUCAAAGCCUGCAUCAUUGCCAAGCCUAAGUGCGGAGCAUUGUUAGGAAUCACACAAUUUUCAUCCUCUAAUCUUUGCGUUGUACAAAUAACUGUAGGUAGCAAAAAACUAUAUAUAGCUUCCGCAUACAUUAAACCCAGACGCGACGAAUUGGCAACACUUGAACGUGUCGAUGCAUUCUUAAAAGCUACUAGUGACUGUCACUGUAUUUUGUGCGGAGAUUUUAAUGGGUGGCAUCCCCUGUGGGGUAGCGAUACUUCGAAUCCAAGAGGGCGCGAUGUGGCAGAAAUCAUGUUUGGAAACGACAUGUAUAUCUGUAAUACCGGCUCAACUCCAACUUUUGAGACAGUAACCCAUGGAAGAAAUCGCACAUCAAUUAUAGAUUUAAUCUUUGCAUCUGGAUCCAUAUACGAAAAUAUCAGCAGAUGUCAAGUCAAUCUUGAGGUUUGCCCUUUAUCACAACAUAAUGCAGUCGAAAUGAUAUUAAACCUUUACAAUACAAACCUAUCAAAUAAUAACACAUCCACCUAUCAAUACAAAAGUAAUAAAGCAAACUGGGCAGAGUUUAUAUCUGCCUUGGAUACCCAUUUGUGUAACAGCGGAUGCCUGGAUGUGAACAUCUCCACACUUGGUGCCACUGAACUAGAAGAUUUUAUAACAAAAACCACUGACAUCAUACACGAGACAUGUCGAGCAUCUAUGCCUGUCAGAAAAAGCAGCGCCGAGUAUAAGCCACUAUGGUGGACCGACAAACUAGAAAAUUAUAAAAAGGAAGUAAUCAGCCUUCAUCAUAAGAUACACCAAGCUAAAAAAAGAUGUCUUCUUCUAGAUCAGCUGAUAAAAGAGAGACAGGAAAAGAAAAAGGAGUAUGCAGAAGAACUUCGGCGAACAUCAACAAAUAAUUUCAAGGAAUUUUGCCAACGCCAAAACAAAGAAAAUGUUUGGUCACUUACGAACCGACUGCUAAAAGAAAUCAAACGAAAUCGCCCACCAAGUACUUUACAAAUUGGUAACACAUAUACCGAUAACGAAGAAGAAACUUCAAAAGCAUUACUCAAUCAAUUUUACCCUGAUGACACUCCUGAUUCCAUUUCCAGACACGAAGAGCUCAGAAAAGACUAUAACACUUUUCCAAAUACAGAUAAUGACCUCCCAUUCAGUGAAGAAGAAAUACUUGAGCACAUCCAAAUAUCCACCGCAGCAGCAUUAGCUCUCGCUCAAUUCACACCACUUGAUCUCAAAAUAAAAGAAGUGCACCAGCUUGAAAACAUCCGAAGCUCUGGUAAAACCCAAUAUUUGCCUGAAGAUAUUACCUUUGAAGCCCACACCACCUCAAUACCUCAUACAUCCAGCUUGUAG